Molecule: messenger RNA, 2166 nt
Organism: Didymodactylos carnosus
Lineage: Eukaryota; Metazoa; Rotifera; Eurotatoria; Philodinida; Philodinidae
Source: the annotation of a GenBank genome assembly
AUGAUUAAAAUACGUCCUCCAUCACAACCUUCUUUCCUAACAUCAACUGGUAAACAACAUUUAAAUGUUUCACAUUCAUCAUCAUCAUCUUCAUCCUCACAAUUAAUUUCUUCUUAUCCAAAAUCAUCUAUUUCAAAUAAAAUUAAUCAUCCAUUAUUAUCAUCACAAUCAAAAUCUUCAGUAAAAUAUGUUCCACAAUAUCGACAAAGACGUAUCACAACACGAACAGUUUCAACCAAUCCAACUGACAAUGCCACUAUAUCCCGACCAAAACAAUUUCUUGGCUAUUUUCGUUGCUGCUGUUAUCGAUGGUGUUCAUGUAUUUGCGAAUGUUCAAUACCACCUAAUACAAUUCAAAAUCAAUUUACUAAAUAUAAUCAAAAUAGUAGCCGUUCUAGUCUUAGUUCUAGUAAAAAAUCCGUUUCAUCAUCUUUAUCACUAUCGAGAAGAUCAUUUUAUUUUAAUAUCCUCUAUCCAUUAAUUCCAAUUUAUCAAUUGUUUGUCUUAACAAAGACAGCAUUAGCUAAUACUAGUUAUUUUUUAACAAAUCAUACUGUUUUAUCAUUUACUAGUGAUAAUUUUACCCUAUUGAAUAAUAAUUAUUAUCAACAUCAUUUGUGGCACGCUGGCUGUUGUAUAAGAAGAAAAGCUGAAUAUCUCUAUCCAAUGUGUGAUAAUAUAUUUUUCUAUAAUUAUCAAAACGAAACGAGUACGUUUCUAUUUGAUGGUAUAACAGCAUUACCAUCAAAUUUUCGAACUUUUCAUAGUUCAUCAUUGUCAAAUAAUAUGGACAUGAGAAAAACAUUUCUUUAUAAUCAAACAUUAUUUUGUGAACGAUAUGAUAUGUUUCGACAUUUAUUAUUGACACAAUUAGGUAUAUUUACCUAUGUGGUAGUUAUCGUUGGUAUUAUUCUAAAUAUAUGUGUACUGUUUGUUCUGAUAUGUGGAUCAUUAAGACGUUCAACAUCUUUUACACUAUUUGUAGCCCUAACAUGUUUUGAUUUAUUAAGUUUGGCAUCAGUAUUAUUUGGACAUUUAUUUCGCAGUAUAAUGACAUAUUUAAAAACAUCAGCACCAUUUUGUAAAAUGUUCGGUAUAUUUUUCCUUUAUUUUCGUCAAUGUUCAUCAACAACAUUGCUCCUUAUAGCUAUUGAACGUUGUCUCGUAAUUAAACAUCCUCUUUGUCGUCAUACAUUCGAUAAAUUUCGAGUACCGUUUCUAUUGUCCAUUAUGAUUAUGUAUAUUAUACCUGUGCCAUUUGAUUUUCUAUUUUUUACAAGUGGUAAUUUACAUUGUGAAGCAUUUGAUAGUCGAAAUGCAGAUCGUUAUCAAUUAUUCCGUGGAUUUUUUACUGUACUUUCUUAUGCUAUCGUACCAUUUGUCGGAAUAUCAAUUAGUAAUCUAUUAAUUAUUAUUGAAUUAAAAAAAUCUAAAGAACGUUUUACAAAGAAGAAUGACAAUGGAACAAUGAGACGUUUUUCAUCACAUGUAAUGGAUACACGUGGCACCACCGUUAUGCUUCUCGUUGCUUCAUUAGCAUUUUUAUUACUAUUGGGUCCAUUUUACAUUCAUUGGGUUAUUACCUAUUUGUUUCAUUAUUAUCAUCAAUGUCAAUUUACUCGUAAUAUUUACGAAAACGUUCAAGUAUGUAUGGGUGUACUUAAUCCAUAUUUAACUGUUAUUGAAAAAGGUAUGCGUGAAUCAAAUCAUGCUGUUAAUUUUCUACUCUAUUGGGCAACAAGUUCUCGUUUUCGUCUCGAUUUUAAACGUCUUAUUAAACGUCUUAUGUACCGUUAUUUUGGUUCAUGUCUACUAUUUUUUGGUAAAAAAGUUUGUUGUUACUGUGUAUCACCAUCGUGUAGAUUAACAUUAGAACGACAUUUGUCAGAUAUUCAAGAUGAUUCAUCAUACGAUUCAAAUCGAAAAAAUCAAGCAGCUUAUAAAACAAGUCAUUAUCAUACAAAUUUCGAACGACGACGACAACAUCAAUUGUUAACAUCAACACUACUUAAUAACAAUAGUGUUAGUACACCGACAAGUACAAAACAUCUAGCAAAUCUCGAGUCAAAAAGUGUUCGUAUUCUCCAAUUUAAUCCAUGGAAUGAAAAAUUUGAAUUAGAUACACCGAGAGUAUCCGAUUGUGGCACAAUCUCGAAUAUCAGUUAA